UCAACGUGAUUCGGUCGAGUACGGUUCGAUCUUCCAGUCCGCGAAGCUCAAAGCACCAAACAGAUUAAUCCUACCGGACAUGGCCGAGUCACCUCGAGCUUUUUGCCUGGCUCGCUGUCCUAAUUUCUCUCACCUCUCUAUUUUCCCCUGGUCGAAACCCUAACCCAAGCUCUGACCCAUUAAGGCUCCAUUGAUUCACAAAGUUCGCGUUGAAUGCAUAAGGAGGACAAACGGACAAAGAGAUGGACACGCAGUUCAAUCACAAUCUAUUCGAACGCCGCCCCAUUAUAAAGUCCAGGACCCCUGCAGUCAAGUGGUUUAAGGAGUGGGUUCCCCAAGAUGUUGUAGCAACUGGUGGGAAGUGUUUUGUCUUGAAAUGGGUCACAGAGGAAACCUUGAAGGCCUUGAAAGAAAAGGCAAAAGAGCUAGAGGCACCAGAGCCAGAACCAGAACCAACGACUGAAGUACUUUUCCUUUGCAGCUAUGAAGGUUGUGGCAAGACCUUUAUUGAUGCCGGUGCUUUGAGGAAGCAUUCUCACAUCCAUGGAGAGAGACAAUAUGUUUGUCAUUAUGAAGGAUGUGGAAAGAAAUUUUUGGAUAGUUCAAAAUUGAAAAGACACUUUCUCAUUCAUACUGGAGAAAGAGAUUUCAUUUGUCCUCAUGAAGGCUGUGGUAAGGCAUUUUCUCUGGAUUUCAACCUAAGGUCACACAUGAAAACACAUUCACAAGAAAACUAUCAUAUAUGCCCAUACCCAGAUUGUGGAAAGAGAUAUGCUCAUGAGUACAAGCUGAAGAACCACAUUGCAUCUCACCAUGAAAAGAGUGUGACCAUGGAUGUGACAAAAUACACACCUCCCACAGAGAAGCAGAACAAAACUCCCAAGCCUUCUUCUGGGGUUUAUGGCUCUGCAUCAUCUGACCGCCCUUAUGCAUGUCCUUAUGAAGCGUGUGAUAAGGCCUACAUCCACGAAUACAAGCUUAAACUCCAUUUGAGGAAAGGGCACCCUGGCCACAUGUCUGACGAGAAUGCAGAGAAUGCUCCAGCUAAUGUUGAUAAUGAAAUGGAUGAAGCCAGUGACCAAGAUGCCUAUGUUGGAAAACGUGCAAAUGGCAAAAAUCAGAAACAAAGCAGUAGGCCCAAACCGAACUUGAAGUUGCCUCCUCCAAAAGUUGCACAGCGUAAAGGCUCGACUCCAUCUGCUAUCCCUGUGAAUGUAAUGAAAAAACCAUGGCCGCUCAAAGAAGAAGGCUACGAGGAAGAAGAUAGUGAAGAAACAGAGGAAGACCGCGACAAUGUUGAGGAUGGUUGGAGAUAUGCAGAAAACAACGAGGACGAUGAUGAAGAAACGGAUUUUGAAGACUAGUAGAUGUUAAUCAUCAUGGCUCUCCGAAUUUAACCUACCCUAUUCAUCUCUCUCUCUCUCUCUCUCUCUCUCUCUCUUUCAACUUUCUCUUUAAUUAUUAUUAUUUUUUAUUGGCCACCGGCUCUGCACUUUUACCCAUUUUCUCUUCAAAGCAUAAGGAGAAAUAAUGAAAUCCUAAUAAAACUUUACAAUGCUUGUUUUCCUGUU
Juglans regia (Persian walnut) is the source of this 1571-nucleotide messenger RNA. Its product is annotated as zinc finger transcription factor YY1-like. Bases 243 to 1364 code for a protein of 373 amino acids. The transcript is spliced from 6 exons. Gene Ontology annotation, biological process: regulation of transcription by RNA polymerase II. The record is from RefSeq and is a predicted model, not a curated record. NCBI's taxonomy places the organism in Eukaryota, Viridiplantae, Streptophyta, Magnoliopsida, Fagales, Juglandaceae. Gene Ontology annotation, molecular function: DNA-binding transcription factor activity, RNA polymerase II-specific; RNA polymerase II cis-regulatory region sequence-specific DNA binding. Gene Ontology annotation, cellular component: transcription regulator complex; PcG protein complex.